GGCUCGAAGGAUACGCACGGCUCUCGCGGAUGCAGAAAGUGGAAAUGCAACUCGAAGAGAACGAAGCGGAAAAAGACGGAGACUGAGUGCGAAGUGAAUGAGCGAAGUGCGAGUACGAAUGGUUCCGUGAGUGUGGUGAAUUUUUUCAGAAGAGAGCCUCCGGAAGAGAGCCGGGCCGUCCCUAGACUAAGAGAGUGCCGUGCCACACGGUGGCAUCCAUUCAAACGUCCAAGCAUCGCAGUCAAGUUGAGUCCUUGCUGGCAGUCGGUUGUCUGGACGGGAGAGCUCUAUGUUAUACGUGUGUGUUUUGCUCCGAAUAGAGUGUGUGCCGGCAGUGAAGUGAGUGAAGGUCCCGGCCAUGCAAUCCUCCAAAACAUAACAAAACACCAAAUCAUCAUCACCCGACAUAUUCAAAAAAAAGAUUGAAAAGUUGUGCCAAAGAAGACCAAGGAGUCAAGUGUCUGAAAUGUAAACCAGCUGCAAAGUAAAGCUCUAAACCAAAUUACAAAAUUCAUUGCCUCGCGAGGGGAAAUCGUCAGAAACCUGCACCAGAGAGAGAGAGACAGAGAGAUAAAGAAUCAAAACCAAACAUAGAAACCAAAAUCAAAACAGAAUCCGGAAAUAAUGUGGAUUAGUAGCCGCCUGUUCGUGAUUUGUUUGCUGCUCCAUCAUGAUGCCACCUACAGUGAACCGUUUGAGACACAUCUUCGUGGUCCUGGAUUCGUAAUGGAGCCGCCGGGUCGAGUGGAGUUCUCGAACUCCUCGGGCGGUUGGCUCGACUGCUCCGCCUCGGGCAGUCCGCAACCCACCAUCGAUUGGGUGCACGCGGACGGCACCGCCGUUACCGAGAUCCACGGCGUGCGACGUGUCCUACGAAACGGAACCCUGGUCCUGAUGCCCUUUGCGGCGGCUGCGUAUCAUCAGGACAUACACAAUACGAUCUACCGCUGCAUCGCCAGCAACUCCGUGGGGCGCAUUGUGUCCCGGGACGUGCAAGUGAGGGCUGUCGUGGCACAGGCCUAUAAAGUGGAUGUGGAGGUCCUAUCUGCGUCGCGGGGUUGCACCGCCAUUUUGCGUUGUGUGGUGCCCACGUUUGUCAAGGAAUUGGUACGAGUGGUCUCGUGGGUUCAUGAACCAGCUAUCUACAUCUAUCCCUCGUUGCAAGGCGAUGGAAAAUUCCAUUUGCUGCCCACUGGCGAGCUGCUCAUUCACAAUCUACAGGAGACCGAUGAAUCGCAGUCCUUCCGCUGUCGGAGCAUGCAUCGCCUGACCCGCCAGGUUGUCGUCAGCUCGCCCACACGAUUGCGUAUUAAUUCGCAUCGCGGCAUUAUUUCGCCGAGUGUGGUGGAGCACACGGCUCAUGUGCAGGUGUCGCAGGACGAGGGCGCAGUGCUGUUGUGCGUCGCUCAGGGAUGUCCUUCUCCCGAAUACAGCUGGUACACCCACAAUGGAGCCGGACCACUACCCGUCCUGAGUGGGCCCCGGGUGCGUCUGCUCGGCCCCAUCCUGGCCAUUGAGGCCGUCACGGGAGAGGACUCCGGCGUGUACAAGUGCACGGCCAGCAAUGUGGGCGGUGAGGCCAGUGCGGAGCUUCGCCUCACCGUGGCCACGCCCAUCCAAGUGGAGAUCUCGCCGAAUGUGCUCAGCGUGCACAUGGGGGGCACAGCCGAGUUCCGAUGCCUGGUGACCAGCAACGGCAGCCCCGUGGGCAUGCAGAAUAUCCUAUGGUACAAGGACGGGCGCCAGCUGCCUUCAUCGGGCCGCGUCGAGGACACGCUGAUGGUGUCACGCGUGAGCCGCGAAAAUCGGGGCAUGUACCAGUGUGUGGUGCGACGACCCGAGGGCGAUACAUUCCAGGCCACCGCCGAGUUGCAGCUGGGGGAUGCCCCGCCCGUGCUCCUAUACAGCUUCAUCGAGCAGACCUUGCAGCCGGGACCAGCUGUGAGCCUCAAGUGCUCCGCUGCCGGCAAUCCCACUCCGCAAAUUUCAUGGACACUGGACGGAUUUCCGCUGCCAUCAAACGGAAGAUUUAUGAUCGGACAAUACAUCACAGUGCAUGGCGAUGUAAUUAGUCAUGUUAACAUAAGCCACGUCAUGGUCGAGGAUGGUGGCGAGUACGCGUGCAUCGCCGAGAACCGUGCGGGCCGAGUGCAGCAUGCGGCCCGACUGAAUAUAUAUGGCCUUCCGUACAUUCGCCUGAUUCCAAAGGUGACCGCCGUCUCGGGCGAAACAUUGAAUCUGAAGUGCCCCGUGGCUGGGUACCCCAUCGAGGAGAUCCACUGGGAGCGCGGCGGCCGGGAGCUGCCCGACGACAUACGGCAGCGUGUGCAGCCGGACGGCUCACUGACUAUCAGCCCCGUGCAGAAGAACUCCGACUCUGGAGUGUACACGUGCUGGGCCCGGAACAAGCAGGGCCACAGCGCCCGGCGCAGCGGCGAGGUGACGGUCAUAGUGCCGCCGAAGCUUAGUCCUUUCCAAACGAACAUCCUGCAGCUGAAUAUGGGGGAUCGAGCCUCGCUCACGUGCUCCGUGGUCAAGGGCGACCUGCCGCUGACCAUCAACUGGCGCAAGGACGGGCGCCCCAUCGAUCAAACGCAGCACAUGUCCGUGAAGCAGGUGGACCAGUACAACAGCAUCCUGGUUAUCGAGAACCUGGGCAGCGACCACACCGGCAACUACUCCUGUGUGGUGCGGAAUUCGGCGGCCGAGGUGGAGAACUCUCAGGCCCUCCUGGUCAAUGUGCCGCCGCGCUGGAUUAUCGAGCCAGCGGAUGCGAAUGUUGAGCGUAAUCGUCACAUUAUGCUGCACUGCCAGGCCCAGGGAGUUCCCACUCCCAGCAUUGUCUGGAAAAAGGCCACAGGCAGCAAAUCCGGGGAGUACGAGGAGGUUCGGGAGCGUCCCUUUACUAAGCUCUUAGCCAACGGCUCGCUCCUGCUGCAGCACGUGAAGGAGGAUCGGGAGGGAUUCUAUCUGUGCCAAGCAAACAAUGGCAUCGGCACUGGCAUCGGAAAGGUGAUCCAACUAAAAGUGAACUCGUCUCCGUACUUCUCCUCCACGUCCCGCUCUGUCACUGUGAAGAAGGGCGACACGGCACUGCUGCAGUGCGCCGUGAGCGGCGACAAGCCGAUUAACAUUGUGUGGAUGCGCUCUGGGAAGAACACGCUCAACCCGUCGACCAACUACAAGAUAUCCGUCAAGCAGGAAGCCACUCCGGACGGAGUCUCGGCUGAGCUCCAAAUACGCACAGUGGAUGCCACGGACAGCGGGCCAUAUUUCUGCAGAGCCAGCAAUCUGUACGGUAACGAUCAGCAGCUGGUGCAGCUGCAGGUCCAGGAGCCACCGCAGCCACCUAGUGUGUUGGAGGCGGCCAUGAUUAGCAGUCGAUCGGUGAACCUCAAGUGGCAGCCUAAGUCUCUGGGCACGGGAGAUGUAUCCAAGUACCUGGUGGAGUACCGCGAGGCCGAUCCAGCAUUGUUCGUGGAACAGUGGCAACAGCUGGAGGUGAAGGAUCCGCCCUCGUUUAACGCUUUGAUAGAGAACCUAAAGCCGGCCACGAAGUACGCCUUCAGGGUCAUAGCCGAGGGCAAUGCGGGACGUAGUGCACCCAGCCAGGAGCUGAUUGUGCGCACAGAGCCCCAGCGGCCAGCGGGCCCGCCCCUUAAUCUCUCCGCCAGACCUCUGUCCUCCACCGAGCUGCUGAUCAGCUGGGUGGCACCGCUGCCAGAGCUCCGACACGGCGACAUCCAGGGCUACAAUGUGGGCUACAAGCUGGCCAGCUCCGGUAACACGGCCUACAACUUCACCUCCGUUUCGGGCGACGGCGAUGGGAGCAGCGGGGAGCUCCUAUUGAGCGGACUGGCGAAGUUCGCCCGUUAUAAUGUUGUGGUGCAGGCCUUCAAUCAGGUUGGUCCUGGACCCCUCUCCGAACCAAGCGCAGCCCAGACCAUGGAAGAUGUGCCCAGUCGUCCGCCGGAGGAUGUGCGCUGUGCCGCCCUGUCCUCACAGUCGCUGCAAGUCUCCUGGCAGCCUCCUCCGAUAUAUCACACGAACGGACUGCUGCAGGGCUACAAGCUGGUCUUCGAGCCCAUCAUGGACGACAUUCUGCCCAGCAAGGACGAGGUGGAGUCCCGCAAGACAACGGCCCUGACAAUGGUGCUGACUGGUCUACGAAAAUACACUAACUACAGCAUACAGGUGCUGGCCCACACACGCAUGGGAGACGGGUCCGUGUCCAAGGCCCUCUUCUGUCACAGCGAGGAGGAUGUGCCCGAGGCCCCGGCAGACAUCAAGGUGGUGGUGAGCUCCACGCAGUCGCUCUACAUCUCCUGGCUGCCACCCACCGAGCCCAAUGGAGUCAUCACCAAGUACAGUCUGUACACGCGCGUGGUCAAUGGCCGGGAGGAGCUGAACAACGAGAAGCGGAGCCUGCCAUCGCAGCAGCACUUCUACGAGUCGAAGGGCCUGCACCCCCACAUGGAGUACCAGUUCUGGGUGACUGCCAGCACCCGCGUGGGUGAGGGAAAGAGCUCAAGGGUGGUUUCUCAGAUAACCACCAAUCGGGUGCCGGCAAGAAUCAUCUCCUUCGGAGGGCCAGCGGUGCGGCCCUGGCGAGCCACCGUAACGCUGCCCUGCACGGCGGUGGGCAAGCCCAAACGUGAGUGGUUCAAGUCAGAUGUGGCCCUCCGGCAAGGCGGCCUCCACAACUCCCAGCUGCUUGACUCGGGCGACUUGAUCAUCAACAACCUCCAGUUGGCCGACAGUGGCAACUACAGCUGUCAGGUGGACAAUGGCAUUGGCACGGACCGCCUCACCCACACGCUGCUGGUGCAGGUUCCACCUUCCGCUCCGGUCCUCUACGUGACCAGCGCCACAUCCAGCAGCAUCCUAAUGCACUGGAAGUGCGGCUUCACCGGCAACGCCCCCAUCACUGGCUACACCCUGUUCUACCGCCGCGGCUCUGGCAACACGGACGAGAUGCAGCUCUCGCGGCACGCCUCUAGCCACGAGCUCAAAGGAUUGGUCUGCGGCAGCACCUACCAGAUUCACCUGAGUGCCCAGAACAAGGUGGGAACCUCUCCCACCAGCAUCAUGCUGCACGUGCGCACCCAGGGACAGGCGCCGGGCAUGCCCGCCUCCACGAGUCUGCUGGCCCCCAACUCCACGUCGGUGCUAAUCCGUCUCCACACGUGGCCGGACAAUGGCUGCCCCCUGAUGUACUUUGUGCUGCAGUACCGCGCCGUGACUGACGAUCCCGAAACGGAGUGGGUACUAGUGUCCAAUGCUUUGAAGCCGCAGCGACGUGUGACAGUGUCCAAUCUGCAGCCCUCGACUCUCUAUCAGAUGCGAAUGGAGGCGCACAACGUAGCAGGAGCCUCGCAGGCAGAGUUCUCGUUCGUGACGCUGACCAAGGACGGCGACCCACCGCCGCCGGAGAUCGUGCAGAGGGGCCAGCGCGGUCCGACCGUCUUCUAUGGAAACAUCAACCUGCUAAUACCCAGCAUAGCGGCGCUCUCGGGCAUGAUCUGCACCAUCGCCAUGGUCAUCAUUUGCUACCGACACAUUCUGCCCCCUGCUCCGUCGCCCGCAGAGCAAAGCAAUCACAUACAAAAGGAGUCGCUGGAGAAUCGUGCCAAUUCCGAGGCGGCGCAGCGUGAACGCUACUACGCCACAAUCCACAAGGUUUCCAUGCAGAAUAAUGACAAGAUUCCAGAAACCUCAGAGGACAUCUCGCCGUAUGCCACCUUCCAGUUGUCGGAGGCGGGCAACAUGUCCCAGCCGCACCACAGCGGACCGGCUAACACGCUGCUGCACUCGUUCAUGUACCACGAGAGGGCUCUGGCCGAGGGCUGUUCAUCGCCACCACCAGCUGCGGUACUAAAACCAACCACCCAUCACCACCACCACCACAACCAACGUCCUCCAAAGACAAUUCAUAAUUAUUAUCAGACCUCACCGUUUCAUAAUAUCUCCAAGAACCGUAGACGUCAUUCGCGCAAGACCGAGCCGGAGAGCGAGGAAUCGGAGUCGGACCAGGACCAGCUGACCUCCAGUCGCACCGAGUCCUCCAACCAGCACGAGGGCAAGAUCAAGCACAGCAUCAUCUACCAUGGAGCACAAUCAAGCACAUCCUCCGACCUGUCGCCAAUGUCCGAGCAAAAGUCACUGCCACGUCGCGGUCGCUCCAGGGCUGGCAUCCUGCGAACGCUGCAUCCGCUCCAGCUGCAGGCGGAGUGCACCCCUGGUGCCUUCCAUCACGCCGAGGAGGGCCUGGGCGAGCGAAUCGAGCUGGCAGAAGUGGAGUGCGAUGUGGACACGAUCAAGAAACUAAAGCUCGGCCAGCGAUCCUCGCUCUGGUCGCGCCCCUCCUCCACCACAUCCCAGUUGCAGCAGGAUCACCAACAGCAGCAGCAGCAGCAACAGCACCAGCAUCAGCAACAGCAGCAGCAGCGCCAGCAACAGCAGCCACCACACAAGAGGGCGCAUUCCAAGUCGCCGCAACCACAGCAACAGCAGCCAUUGCAGCAACCACGCCCACAACAGCAUUCACCCGCUCCAGGCCAGAAAUUGCUUAGCGAAAAAUCGGAUUACUCGAUAUCCGUCUGAGACAUUGGCAAGAUCUGAUCGCAGGAUCAGCAUAUAUAGGAUGAGGCCCUGCCCCGAGGCAAUAGGAAACAAAAUAUAAGCAAAGUAGGGAAGUGAGUCAUUCCGCAGCCGGGCCGUUUUUUGUACAUUUUAUAAUACAUUUGUUACCUUGCCCACUAACCCUGAACUCCCUGAAGCCUGAACACCCCGAACCCUGAGUCACCCCCACCCUGUUGACCCCGUAACCAGUUUGCCAAUCCAAGACCCCACGAAACCUCCCCAGUCACACAAUGACACAGUGAAAACUUUCGGACAAUCAAUAUCAAAAUUCUGCACACCCAUCCAAAACGAGAAUACUCAGAAACACAUCCCAUUGCAAUCUCUCUCCUCCCCCUUUAAAUAGAGGUCAUACUCGUACUCGUAAUCGUAAUACCACAAAUACUCUAUGUAAGUAUUAACGUUUGUGCAUGCCCGUACGUACAUUUGUACAUACAUACAUACAUACGUACAUAUAUGUUUAUGUAUAUGGUGGCAUGUGUCCAGAACCCAGGUCAGUUGUAGAACUUCCACAACUGUUGUAUGUAUGUGCAUUGUACAUACAUAUACUAACAUAGUUUUUUAAGUACAUAUACAUACAUACAUAUACCUAUCUAUUAAUAACUAAUGCGUGUAUCACUCGAAACUGUAACUCAAACUACUAACUGCAAGAAACUAAACUAUCGAAUACUAGCUUGGUACUUAUGGCGGAGUAUCAAAUUGUACUCGUACCGGAACUGUCUUUCAUCGUGUGUAGACUCGUGUUGCAGAGAGCGAAUAUCCCCCACUCACUCACUAAUACGAGUAGUACCAAAAACUUUGGCUAUGGCUGCUACUCCUAAGUAGGUUUUGUAGGUUUGAGUUUGUAGAGCUACGAGUAAAACGAUAAAAAAAAACGAGGAAUCUAGGACAUAACUCAGAUUUAUGCUAUGUACAAAUUUAUAUGUCUUGUAUAUUUACGAUUAUAAAUGUAUGUGGUGUGGGUGUCAAAAUAAUGCUCAUUUAUGUAUAUAGAUAUACAAAACAAAGGAUCGAUCUAUUUAGUUGUUAGCGAAUCUACAUAUUGAUAUAUUUUGUAUAUAACAAAAAGGCAACCACGUUAAUGGACUGACAAUGAUGCAUGCAUUACUCCAAAGAAACCAACAGAAAAUCACAAUGAAAAUGUUAACUAAAUGUAGUAGCUCGAAGAAUACAUAUUAACAUACAUAUGUACAUAUGUAUGUCGAUUGUGUCGCCAGCUGAAGCAGUAUUCAUAUAUAAUAUGACAAAAUAUCGCAGUAUCCACUCAUUAGUGUUUCCAUUACAAUAAACUGUCGUUCGUCGAGUUGUA
This is a messenger RNA of Drosophila subobscura, 7948 nucleotides long. RefSeq names its product Down syndrome cell adhesion molecule-like protein Dscam2 (gene Dscam2). Gene Ontology annotation, cellular component: axon; plasma membrane. The coding region runs from base 625 to 6603 and encodes 1992 amino acids. Gene Ontology annotation, molecular function: cell-cell adhesion mediator activity. The record is from RefSeq and is a predicted model, not a curated record. The transcript has 22 exons. Gene Ontology annotation, biological process: homophilic cell-cell adhesion; dendrite self-avoidance; axon guidance. Lineage: Eukaryota; Metazoa; Arthropoda; Insecta; Diptera; Drosophilidae.